GUCAUCCUCACACACGCCGCUGAAGACAGCGUUCAUCUGAAAUUCGCACCGGCGGGGCAUUCACAACCAUGUUCAUUCAAAAUAUCCGCGUUUUACAGGUGCAAGUCAAACUAAGUUUACACACGGACGUACCCCGACCGAUAGUUAGUCAGAGAAAGUGACAGAGGAUACUUUGCGCAAGCAGUUUGAAAACUUUAAAUUGUGAAGUUGAGGACAAUACACUCCUGUAUGGCUUGAGGUGCUGGUGCAAUAAUGGAGCUUAACAGAGUAGAGGUGCCACUUUAUGGUCAGGUGAAAGUCUUUGUGAAGCUGCAGGUGUCUCAGUGUGUUCAGGAAGAGGCUGACUACUAUGUGGUUCUAGUGGGCUCAUCCCUUCACCAUGUAACCACAGCUUACAGAACUGAGGACCAUGGCUCACUUAGAUUCACUGUGCCUGGUCACGAUGUUCCAGAGAAAGUAUCUGUGGAGGUGUUCUGCUGCGUGGAGGACAAUAUCAGCCCUCUCUCCCAUACAGGAGAACUCUUUCUGGAAUACAAACGAGAUGAGGCUCAAGAGGCGGCAGACAUGCUAAUGACCAUUGAACCCUUGACAUCCAGCAGUCAUCAGGACAUCCUAAGGAAAUUCUGCCUAGAGAAAGAGAGCUCAUCAGAGCACAAUCAUUUAGAUAAGACUGGCCAGCUCGGAACAGAUGGGAUUUGUGAUACAAAUGAAUUAUUUCAAAGACGAGCAGAAACAAAACAGGGGCUCAAUAUUUGCGAGCAGGGGAUUUACAGCCUGAAAGAAGGUUCAGCAGCCUCUGAGUUUGAUUCAGAGCACAAAUGCACAGUUGGAAAUCACAGUUCUAUCGAUAUGAAGAUUACACAGGCUGUGGCUAACUUGCACUUAUUGGGAUGGGACAGCCAAGCUAGACAAGAGAAGCAAGAUCUUCUUCACAGAGAAACUCCUCUUCAUGUUGCCGUCCGUUUGGGGUUCCCCCACCUCAGUCACUUCCUCCUCCAGUUGUCUGAAGGUCAGAGGAUGGACCCCAUACUAAAUGAGGAAGGGCAGAGUCCUCUCUCCUUGGCUCAAAAGCAUGGAGACCCAGCACUAAUCAGUACUUUAACAGAUCCCUUGAGUUGCAGUGCGCGGAGGCCCUCGUGGAUGUGUCAGGUCUGGGCUGAUGGCUCCCACCAGCUCCGUUUCUGCACUGUCACUGACUCUAUUAGCCUGACUGUGAGACACAACACAAAAACAGAUGCACCAGGCAGCAUCCAGCUAUACAGAGAGAAGAGCAGAGAGCCGGAUACACUCAUACAGGUGAGGCAACUGAGAGAGCCUUCUGAGGGGAGCACCAACAGACCUGAUUUAUCUGACAUAGAUCUGAACGGCCUGCUGAGAAUUGAGGACUGUACCCUUGUGGAUAAUGUCUUUGAAGAACAGCUUGUUCUUUGUCUGGAUGAAGAGGAAGAGGAUUUAAACACAUUUAAUGCAGAAAAGUUGUGUUCCUCUCCUGGAUCCUGCACCCCAUUUCAACUUCAUUCCUCAGAGGCAGCUGCCGUCAGGCUCACAGCUACGCUCAGAGGCUCCACUAAGGAGGAUGACCUCAAUAUGAAGUACUCUGUUUCUGGUGUCACAGAGGACAGUUCUGGAACAGAUAGCGGGGUGUGGCAAAUGUCAGAUUCGGGUGUCUUGCCAACAGGGGCAUUAUAUAUUCCCACAUCAAUUAAAGAUGAAGAAGAUUGGAGGGGAAGGCAUCAUGCCUCUCAUUCUUUCUCUCCACCACUUAUGCCAUUCCCUCCCACAUCUGCAGCGGGUCUGGUGCUGGAUAGACUCAUGCGUGUCUCCCGACCUGUUGAAUUGACCUAUAACAGUUCAAGCUCACCUACAGAGUCAUGUGACCUAAGCCCAAGUCUGGUGGCCUUGGAAAUGGACAGUGAAGAGGAUGAUGAUGACGUUAUUUUAAUGAAGAAACCCCUCCCCCAGCAACACCCUGAGGUCAAAAACAGCAGAGAUGCUAAGUUUAACCCCGCACCUGACCUUACCUGCACCUGCUCUCACACUGCCUCCUCUGCCUGUAACCCCACCCCUGCAAAGGAAGUUGAGCAGGGCAUCCGCCUGCGUUCAUAUUCGUACACCUCACCUAAAAUCAGCCUGCUGCCUCCACGAUUCAGUAGGGACACCCACCCUUCACCCACCGACCUCAACCAGGAUGGUGCCCUCUCCAGUAGCAGUGGCAGCAGGUCUCUUCUACAGGCACUGUCUCUGUCUAAAUCUCUGUCUCUGCUCAACCCUGUUAAACACCGUGCCUGCAUCAUGACUGAACAGCCUCAAGAGAAAAGGGAGUUAAGGUUCCGUAGGCGUGCUCAGUCGGCUGAUGAUGAGACAAGUGAAGAGUUGGCCGACUCCCUGCAACACCUCACGCUCUCCGAAUUCCUCAAAGAGAUCGAGGAAGAGGAAUGGGAUAAAUAUAUUAUCCCUUCCAAGACGGAGUCUGAAAAAUACAAAGUCAGUCGCACGUUCAGUUUCAUCAAGAGCCGAAUGUAUAGCACUCGCAACAAGAACAAGGGGAAAGGGAAGGAGAGAGAGACCAAAGACCGGCAAGUCAAUGGACACCAGUUUUCAGCAGGAUCUGUCCUGGGGUCAACAUUUUGUGAGAUCUGCAGUAAGCCAGCCACUGGGAAGGAGGUCCUCCACUGCACAUACUGUGCUGUGAGUGUCCAUAAGGGCUGUAAAGACUCAACUACGCCAUGCCUGAAGAAACCACAUGACAAAUAUUCUGUGACAUCAGUGAAGAGUAGGACAGCCUCACUCCCUCAAAAUUUUAUAGUGCGUGAAAGUUCCUCCUCAUCCUCUCAGAUGGCCAACUCUGCCUCUCUUCCCGUUAUGACAUCACGAGUCUCUACUCCUCUGCCUUGCCCUCUGUCCAGAAGUGUGCCUGCAGUCACUGAAAGGCUUAGUGAGAGCCCGGAAGCAGAUAAUGAUUGGAGGAACCACAUACAAUCAGAGGAGCUCCUCCAAACCAUGGAAUCGUCAACAUCCACUGACUCCUCACUCAUUGAAGACUCCAUAGAUGCCCCUCUGCAGAAUGAAUUGGUGAUGAAUGCCAUAGAUUUGGAGGCAGAGUCAUGGAGCUUGGCAGUGGAGCCCCAGUUCUGCAAGAUGCAAGAAAAACACAUAAUCAAAAGACAGGAUGUCAUUUACGAGUUCAUGCAAACAGAGCUUCAUCAUGUGCAAACACUCAUGAUAAUGGCGGAAGUCUUCAGGCGGGGCAUGCGGGAGGAAGUCGGGCUGGAUCUGGAAACUAUUGGUCGAAUUUUCCCUUGUUUAGAUGAACUACUCUUCCUCCACCGAGACUUCCUGUCAGUGAUGAUGGAGCGCCGGCAAAGCUGCAUCCAGAUCAACAGCAACAAGAACUACCUCAUCCACCGUGUGGGUGACAUUUUCAUGCAACAGUUCUCCCAGGAGAAUGCAGAAAAGAUGAAGCAGGUGUAUGGUGAGUUUUGCAGUCACCACACAGAAGCGGUCAGCAUCUUCAAAGAACUUCAGCAACAGAACAAAAGAUUUCAGCUCUUCAUCAAACAACAGAGUAGCAACUCAUUGGUAAAGAGGCGAGAGAUCCCAGGAUGCAUUUUGUUAGUGACGCAACGCAUCACAAAGUACCCUGUGCUCCUGGAAAGAAUACUGCAGUACACAGAGGAGGGCACAGAGGAGCAUUCAGACCUGUCUCGUGCACUAGUUCUGAUCCGAGAGCUGGUCUCUGCUGUGGACCAGAGUGUUAGUCAGUACGAGCAGAACCAGAGGCUGAGCGAGGUCCUGGGACGUAUGGAGAACAAGUGCUCAACCAAGCUGAAGAGUGGAUACACAUUCCGCAAGCAGGACAUCACCAGUGGCAGAUUUCUGCUGCACCAGGGCCCACUGCUCUGGAAGACGGCCACUGGCAGACUCAAAGAUAUGAUGGCACUUUUGCUGUCAGAUUCAUUGGUAUUUCUUCAGGAAAAAGAUCAGAAGUACAUCUUUGCUGCUGUGGACCAGAAGCCACCAGUGAUCUCUUUGCAGAAGUUGAUUGUGCGAGAGGUAGCCAACGAGGAGAGAGGUAUGUUUCUGAUCAGCGCCUCUUCAGCUGGGCCUGAGAUGUAUGAGGUGCACACUGCUUCUAAAGAUGAACGCAACACCUGGAUGAGACUCAUCAGGGAGGCUGUGGAAAGUUGCCCUGAAGAAGAAGAUGAAACUACGAGUGAGUCAGAAGAAGAAAGGAGAGUGGCUGAAGCAAAGGUCCAAAAGAUCCACAGGCUACAAGAGUCUCUGUGCGGCCAUGAUCAUCUGAUCUGUGCCAAUCUGGAGGAGAAACUUCAUAUCUAUGCCGAGUUGUCAGUCAUGACAGGACAACGUGAGGCAGGACCAGAGCCCAGGCUGCUGGUACGGCCCAGCACUGAAGACAUUCCCCAGGCUGCUGUGCUGCUCAGUGCUGCUCUUAAAGAGACCGAAUCUCUGAAAGCAGCUCUCUCAUUUCACUGCACAUCCCCUGUUGUUCAAGAGGAGACCCAGGUUGAACCCUGCACUCCCCCAUCCCCUCUACCUUCUGAGGGCCAGAGCCCACCGGCUGACACCACCCAGAGAGAGGAGGAGCAGGGGAGAGGAGAGGAAGGCUUGGAAACACAGGCCCUCAAUCACAGCACAGACACUGGUAAUGACAACAUACACCUGAAGGUUAGUCAGAGUGUGCAGAGCUUAACUCAGCUGUUGUACAGUCUACAGGCUGCAGUAACCAUACAAGACAGUUGCUAUGAGGUCCAGAGGCUCCUCCUUCUUCUGUUAUCAAGCCCCUCCCCUCACCCACACUCCCGCCCACUACCCAUGGUUCGCAGCAACCAAGCCCUACAGGAGCAGGAGCGCCAGCGAGAGGUGGAGCGACGUCGGGAGGACCUGGCGGAUGUGGCCCGUCUGCGGGGUGCCCUGGCACGGGAAAGGCAGCAGUGGGAGCGGGAAAGCCAGGUGCGGGAACUUCAGCAUUGGAAGAUGGAGACUUCUCUGGAGGAGAGGGAAUUGUUGUGCCACCUAGAGGAACAGAGGUUGCAGAGCGAGCGACAGGAGCUCCAAGACCAGCUGCAGGAGUACCAGCAAAGUCUGGAGAGGCUGAGAGAAGGGCAGAUGAAUGUGGAGAAGGAGAAGGAGAGACUGGACACUCAGCGCAGGAUGCUUGAGAGUUUCAAGGACAGAUGCCAGCAGAAUCUGCCCGCCAUGGUCAUACCACUGGAUGAACAGCAAACACAGGAUGCCGGUCACGGUCAUUUGGGUGGCCAGGAUGAGCAUGGAUCCAUUUUUGUGAAUGAGGCAGCAUUUUGGUCUCCCUCUCUAAACAACAGACAUGUCCACCUUCAUCAUCCACACCAUCAUCAACAGAUUGCCCACUUGCACUCAGGAUCUCUAGGAUACUCGGACUCUCCAAAUGCUCAGAACAGUCUCAAUUCACUACUGGCACGGUCUAACCACAGACAGAGCUCAGCUGGAGUGUCAGAUGCUCCUACAAGGCAUGAGAGCUGGACUGGAGGCACAAUGUUCUCGGCCCCUCAGAGAAAUCAAGGAACAGGGAGCCCAAACAAUGAUGUGGGUCAGCUCUAUGUCCGAGAAUCUUGGUCAGAAGGAGUAACAGGAGCAGAGCUUUAUCAAGCCGACGUCCUCCUCGUCCACCAGCCCUUUGUUACCAUGGAGACAGAGAACAGAGAUACUGAUGGAGAAGAGAAUAUUGUGUAUCUAUGAAAUGACCAAACAAGCUUUAGUUGAUUUUUAUAAAAUAUAUUUUGAACUUGGAUUUGCAUUUUGAGAUUUGGACCAGGCUCUGAUUCCACUCUUUAGUUUUUUUUUUGUUUUAUCUUAGACCUUCUGUGACAUUCUCUUCUCUUUGUGUCUGUUUGUGAGAUAUGGUUUGUCUGAGUGGCUGUAUUUUGCUUUGUUGCCUAGAGCUUGCAAUGACAGAAUCAGGUUAGACAGUUUCAGCACACUUUUAGUCACACACACACAAACCCCACUACCACCCACAUUGCUGCAAAAUUUAUUUUUCUCAAAAUGUCCAUGUCCGUUUGCAUCGGGACACUAAAAUGCUGAUCCCUUUCUUGCAGAAGAUGAAAGAUGCCUUGAUUUAUAUAAAAGCAUUCACUGCCUGCAGCACCAUUCUGCACAGAUGUAAGGGUAAAGAAUCACAUUGCCACUUCUUUCAAAAUUCAAUUUCUCACAUUUGCAAAUUGGUUUCACAUGUCCAUAUGAAGGAGAAUGUGUAACAUGUGUCCUGCCUAACACCUCUAAAAUAUAAGCUUGUAUGCUGAUCAUACAGCCUUUGCCUGAUGAUCAGCAUCUUGUCAUGUGCAGUGAAUAUCUGAAAAGUCUCAUAAGAAUUGAGAUUUCACACUGUAUACAUCAUUGCCAAAUUUGUCUCUUGAUUCUUACAUGAGAUCUAAUUGAUCUUUAAAAAGGUUGUCAUAUUGGCCUAAAGUUUUUUUUAAAAUGCAUUAUGUAAAUUACCCAUAAUACACACACAUUCACAUAUCCCAAUAUAGCUCAGUUUCAUUGUUUUGUGUUAUGUGUAUAAAGUCAGUACUUUUUGGUGUGUACACAUAUUUUUGAAAAUGGCAUAAAUCCUGGACAACUGUAAUUUCAAGCACAUUCAUAAUAGAAAACAAUACUUUAAAAAUUAAAUGUAUAUAUCUUGAUUGCGUUCCCUUUUAAAUGAUUUAUUGUACUGAGGAAAAAAAACACCUUUUUCACUGUGCAUGAGAACACGCUAUCUUGUUUCAUUUUUUUUUUUUUUUCAAUGCACAGACCUAAUUUAUUGUUUAUAUGUUUUGAGGAACAAUUUAUAUCUACAUAGAGAUUGUUUUUGUAUAAUUGUUGUAUGUAGACAGUUUGACUGGUGUAUCGAAUGUUAAAUGUAGUAAACAUGUUGGAACCUGUUCAUAUAUCAACUUUUGUGUUUUCCUUUUUGUUGUACAUUUUCAUCUACAUGUUAUUAACACCAUGAAAUCUGACAUUAAAUAGAUAUAAAGA
This is a messenger RNA of Xyrauchen texanus (razorback sucker), 7017 nucleotides long. RefSeq names its product Rho guanine nucleotide exchange factor (GEF) 28a (gene arhgef28a). Gene Ontology annotation, biological process: regulation of Rho protein signal transduction. The transcript is spliced from 36 exons. The record is from RefSeq and is a predicted model, not a curated record. Lineage: Eukaryota; Metazoa; Chordata; Actinopteri; Cypriniformes; Catostomidae. Gene Ontology annotation, molecular function: guanyl-nucleotide exchange factor activity. The coding region runs from base 253 to 5736 and encodes 1827 amino acids.